Molecule: messenger RNA, 6272 nt
Organism: Musca domestica (house fly)
Lineage: Eukaryota; Metazoa; Arthropoda; Insecta; Diptera; Muscidae
Exons: 1
Coding region: 300-6224 (1974 amino acids)
Source: RefSeq, a predicted model, not a curated record
CGAACAGAAUCAGUUAAUGAGCAGACGCGAAGCGAAACACAUCUUCUGGACGGGUUAAAAGCACCUAAAGAAAUUCGAAAAACCUAACGCGUGUGUGAUUUUCGGUACAAGAAUAACAAUACGCAUAAAUUAACAUCUUUUGUUUUAAUAAAAAAAAAUAGUGAAUGAAAAAACAAAAAAUUGAAAUUCCGAACGUUUGGCCAUAUCAAAGUGAUAACAAUUAAUAAUUUUAUAUUGCCCUUCCGCUGUGUUGAGACACGGAAUAAAAAACAAAACACUAACGAGCAUUUUAGCGAAUUAUGUUAAUACAGCGUCAUACGAGACAAUGCUCGGCUCGGUUAUUUGUUUUAUUGUGCGUUGUUAGCUUUGGCGCGAGCCCGGUAUGGGCUAAAAUCUACGAUCGCUGCGAGUUGGCGCGUGAACUGCACCAUGUGCAUCGCGUUCCGCUUGAACAAAUAGCAACGUGGGUGUGCAUUGCACAACGUGAAUCGCUCUUCAAUACCGCCGCCGUGGGUCGUUUAAACAGUGACGGUUCGGCCGAUCAUGGACUUUUUCAGAUCAGUGAUCUCUAUUGGUGCAGCCAUAGUUAUCGCGGCGAAAAAGCCUGUGGCCUAAUGUGCAAUGAACUUCUGGACAAUGACAUCUCCAACGAUGUACGCUGCAUAAAAUCGAUUUAUGAGGAACACACCCGCCUAUCGGGUGAUGGUUUCAAUGCCUGGACAACAUAUCAGCCGUUCUGCCGCAGCCAAGACUACAAACAAGUGGCCGCUUGUUUUGCCAAUCAACCACCCAAAAGCUAUCCUCAAACGGGACCAAACUCCGUGCAGGAUUCUGCAAAAGUUUCAAAGAAAUAUCAUUCAAAUCCAUUCUUGUUAAGUGUCCAUGGACAAAAGGCCUCGGCAUCAGCGCCGAGCACCCAGUACUCCAUUGGUCCAAAUUAUCAGCAUAAUCCAUUUCUUAAUAAAAUUAAACCCCAAGCUGGGGGCUACCAUUAUGAAGGCUCUGGUUCUGGCAAGCAAUAUCAUGCACAGAAACCACAAAGCCAGUCGACGGCGACGUUGACCCGCUACAAUGACAUUCAACGCAACGUGAAUAGCGGGCGCGGCAAACAACAGGGUAAAGUCUAUACACGUUGCUCCCUAGCCCAAGAACUUUAUUCUAAACAUCGUUUUCCACUGCAGGAUAUCGCUACUUGGGUGUGCAUCGCCGAACAUCAAUCUUCCCUUGACACCAGGGCGGUGGGACGUAACAACGGUGAUGGUAGUGUCAAUUAUGGUCUAUUUCAGAUCAGUGAUCGUUACUGGUGCUCGGAUGUGGCGCCACAGGAGAAGGCCUGUAAGAUGGCCUGCCAAAAGCUAAUGGAUGAUGAUUUGACGGAUGAUGUUGCUUGUGUGAGGACAAUUUAUGACGAACACACACGGAUUUCAGGAGAUGGCUUUAAUGCUUGGGUUGUUUACUCGACACGCUGUCAAAAUCAAAAUAUUGAGCACAUUCGUCAAUGUUUUGAUUCGAAAGUUUUGGAUAGGGCUAACACGCUUGCCGUGCCUUCGGCAUCGGGCUCGCAGGCUGUAAGCGUUAAUAAAGGUAAAAUCUAUAACAAAUGUGAGUUGGCCCAGGAGUUGUAUCACAAACAUCAGAUGCCCAUGGACCAGAUACCUACAUGGGUUUGCAUUGCUCAACAUGAAUCAAGUUUAAAUACUGCAGCAGUUGGGCGCCUUAAUACAGAUGGCUCCGCUGAUCAUGGUCUCUUCCAAAUCAGUGAUCUCUAUUGGUGUUCUCAUGAUAAAUAUGGUGGUAAGGCAUGUAAUAUUCCUUGUGAUCGCCUGCUAGACUCUGAUAUUUCCGAUGACGUGAGGUGCAUAAAAAUUAUUCAUGAGGAGCAUACAAGAAUCUCCGGGGAUGGUUUUAAUGCUUGGACAGUAUACAAACCACACUGUCGCAAUCAGGGCUUGGAUCGUGUGAAGCAAUGUUUCUCCGAAAAAGAACUUAAGGAGAGUCACACAAAAUCUGGAUCCUCUUUCGGUGCCAGUAGUAAUGCUCUGACACCCCAGAGUUCAGGUUCGACGAAGAAAGGAAAACUCUACAACAAAUGUGAAUUGGCUCAGGAAUUAUACCACAAACAUCAUAUGCCCAUGGAACAGAUUCCAACCUGGGUUUGCAUUGCUCAACACGAGUCGAGUUUCAACACUGCUGCAGUUGGGCGCCUAAAUACAGAUGGCUCGGCAGAUCAUGGCCUCUUCCAAAUCAGUGAUCUCUAUUGGUGUUCUCAUGAUAAAUAUGGUGGUAAGGCAUGUAAUAUUCCUUGUGAUCGCCUGCUAGACUCUGAUAUUUCCGAUGACGUGAGGUGCAUAAAAAUUAUUCAUGAGGAGCAUACAAGAAUCUCCGGGGAUGGUUUUAAUGCUUGGACAGUAUACAAACCACACUGUCGCAAUCAGGGUUUAGAUCGUGUAAAGCAAUGCUUUUCCGAAAAAGAACUUAAGGAGAGUGUAACGAAGUCAGUAGCAUCAACCAGUACUAGUAAUGCUCUUAUACCCCACAGUUCGGGUUCAACAAAGAAGGGAAAAAUCUACAACAAAUGUGAGCUGGCACAGGAAUUGUACCACAAACAUAAAAUGCCCAUGGAUCAAAUUCCAACCUGGGUUUGCAUUGCUCAACAUGAGUCUAGUUUUAAUACCGCCGCUGUUGGUCGCCUAAAUACUGAUGGUUCUGCAGAUCAUGGUCUCUUCCAGAUAAGCGACCUCUAUUGGUGCUCCCACGAUCAGUAUGGUGGGAAGGCAUGUAAUAUUCCCUGCGAUCGCCUGCUGGACUCUGAUAUUUCCGAUGACGUGAGGUGUAUAAAAAUUAUUCAUGAGGAGCAUACAAGAAUCUCCGGAGACGGUUUCAAUGCCUGGACUGUUUACAAACCUCACUGCCGCAAUCAGGGUCUGGAUCGUGUGAAGCAAUGUUUUUCUGAAAAAGAACUGAAGGAGAGUGUAACGAAGUCAGUAACAUCAACCAGUACUAGUAAUGCUCUUAUACCCCACAGUUCGGGUUCAACAAAGAAGGGAAAAAUCUACAACAAAUGUGAGCUGGCACAGGAAUUGUACCACAAACAUAAAAUGCCCAUGGAUCAAAUUCCAACCUGGGUUUGCAUUGCUCAACAUGAGUCUAGUUUUAAUACCGCCGCCGAUGGUCGCUUAAAUACUGAUGGUUCUGCAGAUCAUGGUCUCUUCCAGAUAAGCGACCUCUAUUGGUGCUCCCACGAUCAGUAUGGUGGUAAGGCAUGUAAUAUUCCUUGUGAUCGUCUCCUUGACUCCGACAUUUCCGAUGACGUGCGGUGUAUCAAAAUUAUUCACGAAGAACAUGCAAGAAUUUCGGGGGAUGGUUUCAAUGCCUGGACUGUUUACAAACCUCACUGCCGCAAUCAGGGUCUGGAUCGUGUGAAGCAAUGUUUCUCCGAAAAAGAACUGAAGGAGAGUCCCACAAAAUCUGGCUCUUCAUUUGGCAGCAACAGCAAUGCUCUGAUACCACAAACUUCAGUAGCUUCCAAAAAAGGUAAAAUCUAUAAAAAGUGCGAACUGGCUCAGGAGUUGUACCACAAACACAAAAUGCCCAUGGAACAGAUUCCCACCUGGGUCUGUAUUGCUCAACAUGAGUCAAGUUUCAACACCGCCGCCGUUGGGCGCCUCAAUGCAGAUGGUUCAGCCGAUCAUGGUCUCUUUCAAAUCAGUGAUCUCUAUUGGUGCUCCCACGAUCAGUAUGGUGGAAAGGCAUGUAAUAUACCUUGUAAUAAGCUACUCGACUCGGACAUUACAGAUGAUGUGCGAUGCAUAAAAAUCAUACAUGAGGAACAUACCCAGCUGUCGGGAGAUGGCUUCAAUGCUUGGACUGUUUACAAGCCACAUUGCCGCAAUCGCAAAAUGGAUGAAAUACGUUCGUGUUUCAGUAAUAAUGAAAUUGAAUUGUACGAAUCAACUCGGGUGGUCACGAAAUACCAAGCUACCACACAAAAUGUUGGAACCAAACAACCUGGUGAUUACAAACAUAAUCCGUUUUUGAGUAAGAUACCCAUUGCACCCAAGCCUUUGACCAGCCAUGAGACCUACAAGCCACAACAAGAUACCAAGAAAGAUUCCUCACCGUCAAUUAUACCGAGUCCCGACAAUUAUAAACACAAUCCAUUCUUGAGUGGAGCCAUUAAGGUUUCCUCCCCCUCACAACACUUUGAACAAAUUCAGUCAUCUGAGAAAGUUCAAUAUGUUUCCAAAGGAGAAACGGAAACUGCAACGAAUUAUAAAAACAAUCCAUUCCUAAGUGGUGCAAUUAAAACCUCUCAAGUAACUCAGUCUUCAACAUCAAAGCCAUCACAACAAAGUUAUAGCCAGAAUCCUUUCUUGGCAGCAGCAGCAAGACCACAGGCAACUUCGCCGAUUAGUUCUGAAAAAGUGCCUUCUAAAUAUGUGGAUAGUAAUAACUUCAGACCCAAACCUGAUACAUCACACUCUUUCGGUGAAGAAAUUCGGAAAGAACAGUCCAUGCAAAAGCCCUUCCAACAGCCCUCCAAAUAUGUGGAUAGUAAUAACUUUAGAAAUAAGACGGGGUCAGUAGGUCCUACCACCACAACCGCAAAAACUCCAACGACUACAAAACCGUUGAUUACAACUACAACUCCAAGUACAACAACCACUCGAAAAUCAACGACAACAACUUCAAGACCUACCACAAAAAAGACAACCACUACUCGUAAACCAACUACAACAACUUCAAGGUCCACACAGAAAACGACAACACGACCUACAACACAACGUACGACAAAGCCUACAACUACAUGGAGUUGGGCCACAACGACUACAAAGAAGCCAACGACCAAGCCAUUGACAACAACGACCAGAAAACCUCAAACAACAACAACCAAAAAACCGAUCACUACGACUACAACAAAAUCCUCAACAUCCUGGAAUUGGAGCAGUGGGCAAUGGAAAGCUUCGAGCACUACAUCGAAACCAAUAAAGGCUGUAUCAACGACAAAAUCUUCCAAAACUACAACUACUACCAAGAAACCCAGCACUGCAAAGACCACAUCCUGGAAUACUACGAAAUCUACGACAAAACCAAGCACCACAUCCUGGACUACCACAAAGACGACGAAAAAACCAAGUACCACAAGGACCACACAACCAAGCACUACGAGAAAACCAACAACAGCAUCAUGGAAUUGGAAUAGCGGACAAUACAAGAGUUCAACUUCAAAACCUUCGACCACAAGUACCAAGCGACCAGGUCACACAACCACAAAAGCCACAACUUCAUGGAACUGGAAUAAUGUCCAGGCAAAGAAAACUACGAAAGCCACAACCAGUUGGAUCUGGAAUAGCACAACUGCCAAGCCAGUUACAACAACGAAAACUACUACCGGCUGGAAUUGGGAUAAAUCCAAAGAAUCUGCUCAAUCGUCGAAAAUUUCAAACUCUUGGAAUUCCAGUGACAAAAAAGGAUCCCAAUUAAAUGCUGCAAUUAAAGCCGUUACAACUACCACAAAACGACCAAACUCGACUACAAAGAAAGCAGAAACAUUCUCCAAACAAUCCCAAACUACAACGACCACAAAACGACCUGCUACCACAACCUCCUGGAAAUCAUCAUCCUCGACAACAUCCACAAAGAAACCCACCACAACCACAACAAAAUCUUGGCAAAACGGCAACAACUACAAUUGGCAACACCAAACAUUUUCAACUACUAAAUCAUCGUUAUCCUCCAAAACAACGACAAAACGUCCCACAAAUCAAUGGAAUUGGCAACAACCAACAAAAUAUGCCAAUGCAACCACAACUCGAAAACCCACCACUUCAAACCCACCGAUUUCUAAUAAUAAGCAACAACAAACCACAUGGCAAAAUGGCAACACGAAAACGACACGUAAACCACAAACAAACAAUUGGCAAUCCACCACAACUGCAAGUUGGCAACACAGCAAGUCAUUGGCGACCACCGCAAAGCCACAAGGCAAUAAAAACGAUCCCUUCAGUGAUCCAUUUUUCGAAAGAAUAAAACAAAAAAUUACAACUUCAACGUUUAAAAGUCCCAGCCAUUUGACGGCGACGGUGCCCCAGCACAUCAAGGAGUCCAAACUUUAUCAGGAUUUUAAAAAUAUAACCAAUAAUUCGAAUAAACCUAUUGUUUCGUACAAUUUUCAAGCGACAGCUGGAAGUGUUGCCAACACAACCAAAAAGCGUUGGCAGUAAGCAAAGCUGAAGAUUUUCAGUUAGCUGAUAAUGUAUACAAUCGAAAUG